AUGGAAACCCUUAUGCUAAGAGCUGAUAUUCAAGAAGAUGAAGAAGCUGUUAUAUCGCGAUUCAUGGGAGGUCUUAACCGAGAAAUCCAAGACCGUCUAGAAAUCCAGCACUAUGUGGAACUUGAGGAGAUUCUUCACAAGGCAGUCAUGUUCCAACAGCAAAUCAAACGGAAGAAUUCUCGAUCCAGCUACAGCACCGCCAAGACCAACUACAGUUUAGGGAAACCAAGUUUUAAAAAGGAGGAAAAGCCCAGCUACCAAAAGGACUACAAGCCAUUCGUCAAGCCAAAACUGCUAGAUUCAGACCAAAAGGAAAGGGUAAGGAGGUGA
Messenger RNA from Camelina sativa (false flax), 330 nucleotides. The record is from RefSeq and is a predicted model, not a curated record. NCBI's taxonomy places the organism in Eukaryota, Viridiplantae, Streptophyta, Magnoliopsida, Brassicales, Brassicaceae.